CAGUGAAUGUGAGAGAAUGAUAAAAUGGUGCAUUCGUCGAUCAAACCGGGCCACACAUUUGAAGCUAGAAAUUAAAUUAGACAUCCACCAUUUUGUUUAUUUUCACGAAAUUACUUCAUGAGUAAUAUAGAGCUGUGAAAUUGCGUUCUUUAUCGUGUGUAUACGUGAUUGAGUAAAUCUGGCAAUGAUUAUUAAAUUAGGAAUGUGCUAUUAGCGUAUACUGCCAUCGAGCCCUUGUGUUGAAAAUUGCAGACAUCGGCCGCGCCGCUAGUAAACAUUCUUUGAAAAUUAACAUCCUAACUUCAAAGAAAAAUAAAAACCAGGGUGCGCAAAGUAAUCGAGUCGAUGAGAAAGGUCCGUUGAAAUUCGUUCAGCGCCUUUUUAGCAAGUCUAAAGGGAGCGAUCCCCUAGCGUUAAAGGAAAUCUCGAAGAGUUGUGGGCGACAGUCCCCGGUGGCGCGCCCGGCUAACAUGAAUCACACGCCUGCACCUGACAGGCAGCAGCACGACCCUAAUGUGAACCAGGUUGAAGAAAUGGAGACUCAAGAAGUGGAAACUGUAGAAACCGCUAUAGAGAAAACAUGGGAUGAUGAUCUUGUGCGAGGUCGAAUAACUCCCAAUGGAGGUGUUGUAAUGACUGAUGUUAUGAAAAAUCAAGAGACUACUUCUGAAAUGCCUCAACUAGCAUGUGUUGACGCCGAAAUGGAAGAUGACGAGGCGAGAUCAGAAGCAACUUUCCGCUUCACAGUGCACAACUUUAAAAAUCUCAAGGACUCUGUUCUAUCACCUCCUUGUUAUGUCCGCAAUUUACCAUGGAAGAUCAUGGUUAUGCCUAGACAAGCUCCGUCAGCUGAUCGACAACAGCAGAAGUCUCUGGGGUUCUUCUUGCAGUGUAAUGGUGAGAGUGAGUCAUCUAGUUGGUCGUGCUAUGCAAUGGCCGAGCUAAGACUCAUCUCUCACAAGCCAGACACUGAACCGUUUCAUAGAAAGAUUCAGCAUUUAUUUUAUAGUAAGGAAAAUGAUUGGGGUUUCUCUCACUUCAUGGGUUGGAAUGAUGUGUUAGACCCCGAAAAAGGAUAUAUUAAAGAUGAUGCGAUUACAUUGGAAGUUCAUGUUACUGCGGAGGCCCCCCAUGGUGUGUCUUGGGAUUCCAAGAAACACACUGGUUAUGUUGGUUUGAAGAAUCAAGGUGCAACAUGUUAUAUGAAUUCUCUUUUACAAACAUUGUACUUUACUAAUCAGUUACGAAAAGCUGUCUACAAAAUGCCCACAGAAUCUGAUGAUAGUACAAGGUCUGUGGCAUUGGCACUGCAGCGAGUAUUCUAUGAAUUACAAUUCUCCGAUAAGCCCGUUGGUACAAAGAAACUAACAAAGAGUUUCGGUUGGGAGACACUCGAUUCUUUUAUGCAGCAUGAUGUUCAAGAAUUUUUGAGGGUAUUAUUGGAUAAACUGGAAAGUAAAAUGAAGGGCACAUGCGUGGAGGGCACGGUACCGCGGCUAUUCGAAGGCAAAAUGACGUCUUAUAUUAAAUGCAAGAAUGUUAAUGUGUCCAGUACAAGAGUUGAGACAUUCUAUGAUAUUCAACUCAACAUUAAGGGAAAGAAGAAUAUUGAUGAAUCAUUCAAAGAUUACAUUAGUACGGAGACGUUAGACGGCGAAAACAAAUACGAUGCCGGCGAGCACGGCCUCCAAGAGGCGGAGAAGGGAGUGAUUUUUGCGUCGUUCCCGCCCGUCCUGCAUCUGCACCUCAUGAGGUUCCAAUAUGACCCGAUCACUGAUAGUUCGGUCAAGUUUAAUGAUAGGUUCGAGUUCUACGAACACAUCAACUUAGACGCGUAUUUGCAAGAGAAGCCGGAAACCCCAGCGGAUUAUACUCUACACGCGGUGCUGGUGCACUCCGGCGACAAUCACGGAGGGCACUAUGUCGUCUUUAUCAACCCCAAAGGAGAUGGCAAGUGGUGUAAAUUCGAUGACGAUGUAGUAUCACGCUGUACCAAACAGGAAGCUAUUGAAUACAAUUACGGUGGACACGAUGAGGACAUGGCUCUCACAGUUAGACAUUGCACUAAUGCUUAUAUGUUGGUGUAUAUUAGGGAUUCACAGCUAAAGACAGUGCUCCAAGAAGUAACACAAGCUGACAUACCAACAGAACUUAGUGAAAGAUUGGCUGAAGAGAAGAGAAUUGAAACGAUCCGUCGCAAGGAGCGCAACGAGGCGCACCUGUACAUGAACGUGAACGUGGUGCUGGAGGAGGCGUUCGACGGCCACCAGGGCAACGACCUGUACGACCCGGAGCGCGCGCACUACCGCGUGUUCCGCGUGCGCAAGCAGGCCACCGUCGCCGAGCUCAUGGAGAUGCUGGCCGAGAACUUCCGCUACCCGCAGAAGCACUUGCGCCCGUGGCCGUUCAGUGCGCGCUCCAACCAGACAUGCAGACCUACGUGCCUCGACGUCGUCAACGAUCAGAACAAGACAAUAGCGGACAUAUCGGAGAACAUGAAUCCAUGGAAUAUAUUCCUGGAAAUGCUUCCACCGGACUCUGGUUUCGCUGCAUUGCCGCCAUUUGAUAAGGACAAUGAUGUCGUCCUAUUCUUCAAGUACUACGAUCCCAAACAGAAGCGUAUACACUACUGCGGCCACCACUACUUGCCUAUCGCGAGUAAACCGGCUGAUCUCAUACCAAUACUCAAUAAGCGUGCAGGUUUCCCGCCCGACACGCCGCUAGUUUUGUAUGAAGAGAUUAAACCUGAUUUCGUCGAGAAGAUAAACAAUUACAAUGAUCCACUCGAGAAGGUAUUGGACGAGCUGAUGGACGGUGACAUCAUCGUGUUCGAGCGCGCGGACAACCGCCACGAGGAGCUCGAGCUGCCGACGUGCCAGGACUACUUCAAGUACAUAUUCUACAAGGUGGAGGUGCAGUUCGUCGAUAAGACGGUGCCCAAUGAUCCUGGUUUUACAAUGGAGCUAUCAAUGCAAAUGCGCUACGACCAGAUGGCGCGCGCCGUCGGCCAGCGGCUUAACGUUGACCCAUAUUUAAUACAGUUCUUCAAAUGUCAGAACUACAAAGAUACACCAGGACUUCCACUUAGGUACUCGUACGAUGGUAUAUUAAAAGAUCUGCUGGUGUACUGUAAACCAAAGUGCCCUAAGAAAUUGUUCUAUCAGAUUCUAUCCAUUAAGGUCAAUGAAUUGGACAACAAGAAACAGUUCAAAUGUUUAUGGGUUGGUCCAAAUUACAAAGAAGAUAAGGAAUUAAUUUUAUAUCCAAACAAAGGCGGAAAAGUAUCAGAUAUAUUAGAAGAGGCAGCUAAGGUCGUAGAAAUGUCACCUGAAGGAUCUGGCCGAUUACGGAUCGUGGAGGUGUCGUGUCACAAGGUGCUGCCGGGGCCGGACCCCGAGCUGACGCUGGACCAGGUCACCAUCUCGCCGCCCAGACUCUACCGGAUAGAGGAGAUACCAAGGGACGAGCUUAACCUGCAGGAGGACGAGAUGCUGGUGCCGUGCGCGCACUUCCACAAGCAGGUGUACGCGACGUUCGGGAUCCCGUUCUACGCGCGCGUCAAGCACCACGAGCCCUUCCAGGCGGUCAAGGACCGGCUGCAGAAGAAGCUCGACAUACCGGACAAGGAGUGGGAGAAGUACAAUUUCGCCAUAGUGACGAAUGGCAGACCUAAUUACAUAAGUGAAGGCGCGGUAGUCAACAUCUUCGACUUCAGGCCAAGUAGUAAUGCAAACCUCUCGCUUCCAGACGCGACCGGGCGGCCGUGGCUCGGCCUCGAGCACAUCAACAAGACGCCGAAGCGCUCGCGCGUCAACUACCUGGAGAAGGCGAUCAAGAUAUACAACUGAGACGCGCUCCACGCGCGGACACGCGGACACGCGGACACGCGGACACGCGGACUCGCGGACACGCGGACACGCGGCCGUACGCUAGUAUAAUCAUCGAUGUUUCACCCGGUUGUCAUUGAUUGUGUGGUGGUGAGGGUUUGCUGGUGAUGCUGGUUAGUGUGAAUCGAUUGUUUGGUACGUGAUUUGGGUCAGAUUGUUCGUAUUGGCACCACUGAAAGACAGUUAAGGUUUUAUAGUUUGUUUAUUGACCUUGCUAUAGAUACUUAAUGAAAUUCAUAUAGAUAUAAAUUUGAUCAUUCACUUUUCAUUUAUUUAUUUAAAACACAGUUGAAAAGUGUGUCCAAAUAAAUGUAUACCCAUAUGAUAUAUUUCUCAGAAGGCAUAUUAGGAUUGAUGUAUAUUUUGUUUGUUUAUUCCAUCACUCAUUUAUUGAUUAAAAUGUUGGAAAAAGAUGUUUCUGUUUGGCAAUUUGAGUUAAAAUUCCUUCUGAAUCAGUUAUUAUAUAUGUAAAUGACAAUAUGAUAAAUACUAGAUAUUUUAAUCAUUUUAUUAUAGUGUCGGCUUACUUAGCCUUAGAUGGUGUCUUUUAGUGGUGUCAAAUAUAAUGAGGCAUGCACAUGAUAUGUCUUAAAAUAGAAAAUAUGUAAUUUGUUUUAUAAUGUGCAGUUAUAAGCUCAGAGAACAGUACAUUGUUUGAUUUCAUAUUAAACUUCUUCAAAACGCGUCUUGUGCAUAGCCCCUUAUCACGUUUGAAACUAUCUAUAUUUGUACUAUAUCGCAGCGCUUUCCUGCCCUCGUCUAGUUUAACUACUGUUUAGUAUUUCUGUUAGAAUACAAUUUGUGCGCAUUAUAGGUCGAGUAAAUAAAUCAAUAAAGCUUUAGCACGCCAAUACUUGGCUUUUAUUGGUCGGUAGGCGAGCGUCGGCGACAUAUAUGAUUGGUUAGAAAGAUUAUUUUUAUGGUUUCAUUUAUAAUGCGCAGUUGUUGGUGGCAUCCAUGUUUGUAAAAGUCGUAUUUGGUCGCAUUUACGCUAAUAAAUUAUAGUAAUUAAAAUAUCUUUAAAAAAUUUGAUCAGAUGAAAAUGUCGCUCAUUUUGAUAUUGCAGUAGAAAUAAAAUAAGACAAUGGAAAUUAAUUAAUUAUGUUAAAAGUAAUUUUUGGACUGAUUUUAUAUUUGCGCCUCUGAGAUAUACAGAAUCAGAAUUCAAUUGAGUUUGAUCAUAAAUGAGAAAUUGGAAAUGUGGAAAUAAUAUUUUAUUAACUUAUCAAAGGGUCUCUGUUAUGUAGAUCAAACACGAAUCGUUAUGGGACACUUAUUUCGAUGCUAUGACGUCACAACACAUGUAAUAAUAUUAGAGUAACACCUAGUAGCAUCCAUUAUUGAAAAUAAAUAAUGUCGAAACGAUUGUAUGAUCUUUUAUAUUAACUUGUAAUAUAAUUAUUUGUUCUUAACAUCUGUUAUAGUGGGAAUACAGUUUUAUUUAUUUAUUAUGGUUUUAUUUAUUACAAUCAAUUCCCCUUAUGGUGAAACGUGUUUGAUGAUUUUACUAUCGUACGGAUAUAGAUUAGCCUUAAAUAAUAACCGCUAACACCAAUGUAUGACUCUUACAGCUGUUUGUAGUAGAACUUGUACGGCGAUAUAGUAGUCCUGCUAGCAAAUGUUUAUUUGUUUUCAUCGAUUUUGUGUUUUCCGAAGCGAUGUCGUGGAGUUAUUGUGAACGAAUAGCAAUAUUAAUAGGAAAUAGAUCGUUGGUUGCCACUGAAGGAACAAACGUUGUGAUGUCUCAUCAUACUUAAGCAGGAAAUUUUCUGUUUAGUAUUCAUUUGUUUCGACGAUAUCGUAAACAGUCGGCGUGAUGAAUAUUACUUACAAAAAUAUAAUAAUUUUUUAUGUGAAGCGCUAUUUAUAAAGUAACUUACUCGACAUACUGUACGUACAUAAUAAUCAAUGAACAUAGUCACAGCUGGUUCGAAAACAGCAUUUUUCAACAUUUGUUCCUGCAGUCGGUGAACCUUUUGCAACUUUUUAGUCAAUAGUUCGCCUUAGCAUUUCCAGUGUAUAUCAUAAUGUGGCCUCUCGAUACUUAGAUGAUAAACUAAAUUGCUGUUUCUUUUUAAAAGGUUUUUCAGAUCGGUCUGACGAACCACGGCAAGGCUGCGCCAACACCGCAAGCUUUUAUAACAUUAUGGCAAUUCGGCAAUGUCAAUCAUUUUACAUAUUGAUUGAACAAAGCUUCACUAAUGAGAUUAAACUGUAUACCGAAGAUUUUAUCAUAUAUGUUGGUAGCGUUGAAUAUAAAGGCUUAUUGUAAUGCGAAAGUGAAUUGUAUUGGAAACGUAUUUCAAUUUUAUUUUACUUAAAAUAAGGCUUGUUAAUAAUGUGUAUAGAUUAACAAUCACAAAUAAUUUAACAAUAUGUUUUAGUUCGGGACGAUCCCGAUAUAAAUAUUCAUUUGUUACUUAUUACCGACUAGAUACUCCAGAAUAUCUCAGCACAUAAACGAUCUAGUAUUGUAAAUAGCGCGAAGUAUUUUAGAGAGUUUCUGAAUGUUUAAAUUUCGAUAUUUUUGUUGAAUAUUUAUUGGUUGGUGUUGACGUAUUGUAUUGCCGAAUUGCCGCGUCGUGUGUACAUUUUGUCGAUAUGAUAGCAGUGCCUAUAUAAUGUAAAUUGCGUCGAAUGCCUUGUAUUUUACAAUUGCACUGAGGAGCCUAGCCUGGCAACAACCGCACUAUAGAAACGAGAACUGAGUUAUAUUGAUACACUAAAAUGUAAUAAAAAUGGAUAGUAUGUAUUUUUUAUAUUGAAGAUCUACGUGUUUACAAUGUCCAGGAUAGACUCCUCAGUAUUUGCACAGAUAAUAAUAGAUGUAAUAGCACCGUAUUGUUAAUCUGGCUGAAAGCCUAGACAUCCUGACAGCAUGUAUAUUUUAUUCGACCUACCGGAGAAAUGUUACGUUAUUAUGGUUAUGACGAAAUUAUGUAUAUAUAUGAUGUAAUAAAUUAAGAAAAAAAAAAAUACAAUAAGUUUUCGUAAAGAUGCCUUAGACGUUUUAAGACAUUUAGUACUUUCGAUAUGAUACUACUUAAUUUAUACCCUUUUUUUAGGUUUUUCAUUUAACUAAUUAAUUUAUAGAUAUUGAAAAUCUCUAAUAAAAUAGCGAGAUGAUUUUUUUUCAUAUGAAUGUGUGUCGCGAUAAUUCAUUAACAAGGUUUUGAGGUAUUGAUAGAUGCAUAGAUAUAGAUAACUUGCCGAAAUUAAUGUCGUGGAAGGUGGGGUUAUAAUAUAUCAGGUUUGAAGUAACACCUUUUGUGGACGGCGUUCGUACACGGCUCGUACAAACUAUUGGAGCCUAUUCCAAUAAGUUUGUUGUUGGAUUUUCAACGUUUCUCUGAAUAUAAUCCUAUAUUUGUUUAAA
Molecule: messenger RNA, 7263 nt
Organism: Zerene cesonia (dogface butterfly)
Lineage: Eukaryota; Metazoa; Arthropoda; Insecta; Lepidoptera; Pieridae
Gene: Usp7
Product: ubiquitin carboxyl-terminal hydrolase 7-like
Exons: 23
Coding region: 471-3848 (1125 amino acids)
Biological process (GO): regulation of protein stability; protein deubiquitination
Cellular component (GO): cytosol; nucleus
Molecular function (GO): cysteine-type endopeptidase activity; protein binding; cysteine-type deubiquitinase activity
Source: RefSeq, a predicted model, not a curated record